AUGAUCAAACUGCGCGAUCGGGACGAAGCUGGUGACGGGUCUUUUUCCGGUAGAGGCUGUGCGUUUCUUGUGAGAAUUGACGCAGGGGAGGCUGCAAGAGCGGAGGGAGCAGCCGGGGCACUUCUGGCCAUGGGCUACGAGACGUUCGACAGUAGUAGUGAAACGGAAGAAGAUGUAGCCCCGCCCCAGCAAAAUAGAAUGCCGAGGGGUGGCCGGAUUUCUGGUAAUGGGAGGCUGGUGGCCAUGGCUUCUCACCCUUUCCCGAGGAAUACGUAUGAUGACAAUGAUAUGGAAGCAAAAAUCCACCAGCUUGAGCAAGAAGCUUACUGUUCUGUUCUUAGAGCUUUCCAAGCUCAAGGAGAUGCUAUUACCUGGGAAAAGGAAAGUGUAAUAACAGAGCUCCGAAAAGAGUUGAGAUUAUCCAAUGAGGAGCACCGAGAUAUUCUAAGCAGGGUUAAUUCAGAUGAGACAAUCAGGAGAAUAAGGGAGUGGAGAAAGUCGGUUGAGCGUCAAACGGGUAGUCAUCGAUCUAGUCAUGGAGCGGCUGCUCAUGAUCCGGCACCGAGUCCUUCAGUCUCAGCUUCUCGUAAAAAGCAAAAGUUAGUUCCAUCAUUGCCUUCUCAAUCCUUUGGUGGACCAGCUCCUUUCCACCCACAGCCGAUGGCUCCAACAAACCAGUCCUUAUCCUCAGCCGCAAAGCGUGGGCCCACGAUUGGCGUGAAGGGCAAAAAGCCUAAAUCUCUGCCGGGAGGAUCAUCCUCCAUGAAAAUGCAGUAUCCCGUGGGUCCCGCAGGAAGAGGUCAAUUUGGUAACCGAAUGUCUUCUGGUGGCCCUAUGAAUGAGCCAGCAGAAGGAGCUCCAUUUGAUCCGUUGAUUGGAAGGAAAGUACGGACCAGAUGGCCGGACGAUAAUAACUUUUAUGAAGCCCUGAUUACUGAUUAUAAUCAUGUGGAGUUCCUUCUAUUCGUGGAUUCGCUUUUAGCUCAUCUAGUUAUUAAGUUGCUUNAAUGGGUCAACCUAUCUGAGAUUUCUCCAGAUGAUAUUAAAUGGGAAGGUGAAGACCCUGGGGUUUCCCGUCAUGGAGGUUUCGGUGGGCCGGGGCAUGGAAUGGGCCGGCCUCGAGAUAAAAAUGGGCCUGGCCCAGGCAGAGGGAGGGGUUUGACCAAAGUUCAACCGAGGAAAGACUUUCCCCAAUCUCAAAAUGGCAUAGGAAAGAAGGGACUUGAUGAUAUCCGGUUGCUUCAUACCGAUACUUUAAUUAAGGAGGUUGAGAGGGUUUUUAGCGCUAGUCAUCCGGAUCCAGUGGAGAUAGAGAGAGCAAAAGAAGUGGUUAAGGAGCAGGAAUUAGCACUCAGUGAAGCCAUUGCAAGGCUUGCAGAUUUAUCUGAUGGUGAAAGUGAGAAGGAUUUACAGACAGGUUUGCCGGGUUUAGGGCUGGAGGCGGAUAUAGUCGCUCACCUCCUGUACCCACUCGCCUCCUCCGGCCGAGGGUUUGUAUCCAGGCCGGCUGGGGGUCCCUCCCCGAGGCCGCCGUUUGUUUACCCUUAUUUUGAUCCGAGUCGAGGCAACCCGGGUUUCGUCAGGCCGAACCAAUUGCCUCAGGUGCUCCUCGGGUCCGGGCCGGGUUCCUCUGUCAACCCUUCAGGUACAGGGAUGAUGCCUGGUUUAGUUAAAGGAGUUCCUGUCUCCUCUUCACGCCAUCCAAAGGCUGGUCCGCCUUCUACUUCAGUCUCUGAUAUUAAUGGCCACAACAAUUUAAGGGAUAGACAUAGGGAUGAUACUCUUGCAGUUGUCAGAGAUAGGAAGGUCCGGAUUACUGAGAAUGCCUCACUUUAUGCCCUCUGUAGAUAUUUCAUUAGAUCUGCUCAGAUAUUUUACAAGCUGAACCAUCAUGCUUUGCUGUUUGCUAUGAACUCCUUAUAUAUCUUUCUUAAAUGGGUACAGCUGCCACCAUACCUGGAUACGGUCAAAUCUCUUCCCAGACCUUUGCCCGUAGCUCCACAAACUGUUGAUUCACCCAAUAAAGAAUCAGAAAACAAAGAAGCGGAAGAUGAGGAAGAAUGUUCUGCUGAGAAUUUGUCUGAGAAGGAGCUCUUGCAGAGACAUAUCAAACGUGCCAAGAGGGUUCGUUCACGGCUAAGAGAAGAACGGUUGCAACGAAUUACAAGAUACAAAACCCGACUCGCGCUUCUGUUGCCUCCAAUGGUCGAACAGCAAUACAAGAACGAAUCUGAUCAAGCAAACUAAAAAAAACACCUCGUAAUCUUUGCUUCCUAUUGGUCGAUAUAAUCUUAUUUAUGCCACCAUCUAUUUGCAUAACAAUAAUACAUUGUGGCACCUACAAUUUGAAAAUAGAAUGGGUGAAAUAUAUACAAGAUUGAAUAUGUAUGUAUAAAUGUUGUUGAGCCCCAGUGCUUUGCAGCACUGUAGAGAGACUAUUGAUGAGAGAUUUUUCUUCGUGUGUCGUGAGUUCCCCUGUUUGUGUCUUGAAUUUGCUGUCAAUAUGUUAGUGUAUGUAAAACCUGAUAUAGUGAAAGCUUGUUCGGUGUCUAAUGCUCGUUUGUUGUAGGAUCGAUUAAAGCAGAUUUGGAUUCAACGAGUUUCGGGUUAGAAUCAG
Molecule: messenger RNA, 2617 nt
Organism: Striga asiatica
Lineage: Eukaryota; Viridiplantae; Streptophyta; Magnoliopsida; Lamiales; Orobanchaceae
Source: the annotation of a GenBank genome assembly